CUGGGUGAUUGGAGGGACCAGAUGCCCCACAUCAACAGCCUAGUCAUGUACCUAGACGGUAAGUGACCAAGAUGUCAAGACCAACAAUCCACCACUUGAUGUCUCCGUGUCUCCCUGCCUCCCUUGUUCAGUGCCAUCUGCCGAUCUUGUCGAUCCGGGCGCCUUCAUUCUGUCGAGCAUCUGGUCGGUCCUCGAGAUUGAGUCCAUCUCACAGCUGACAGUCGUCCUGCCCCAACACUCCCAUCUGGAUGAGCUCAAGGCAGCUCUGAGUCCGCGGUUUGGGGCUGAUCGACAGGAGAGGGGCCUCGUCACCACAAACGGCCUGAUCCUUUCAUUUGAAGACAUCAAGAAGGUGACAAGAGCAUCUCAUUAGCUCGGAAGACACCCAGCUGACAAGGCAUGUUUUCUGUGACUUCAGCUGAACAAGGCGGCGUUUGCCCGCUCGUUGAGGGCCGACAUCGGAUUCCAGAGAGACACCCAGCAAAGCCUGACAAUGAUCACCAAUCUGGCGGACACCGUGAAGCGCCUCUCUUCAGUACUUCAUGGGUACCUUCCCUCACACGAUGCCAACAUCGCAGCCGAGGCGCUCGCCAGCGACUUCGCCGGCCGCAUGUGUGCCGCCUCGCCCAUGAGUGUGGUCGACCCCCCGUAUGCUCCUCGGCGGCUGAAGGCACCACUCAUGGCGGCGAUGGAGAGACACGGCCUGGUGAUGGAGCCCAUGAUGCGGCUGCAUGGCGAUGGGCCGUGCAUCCCCAGUCCCUCUGUGAUCGCAUCCGCCAGUCAGCUGAUGGCCGUACUGCAGAAGACAGGCAAAGACAUCACACGGAUCGAGCUGCUCUACAAGUAAGAGACACGAAAUGCGCACCUAUCAAGGUCUGCAGGUGAAAUUGUUCUCGUGUGGUCUCUGUGUGUGGCUGAAUGCAGAGCCACUGUGCACGGCUUCAAGUACACCGACAUGCUCAAUCGUGUGGGCGAUGCGAGCUGCCUGCUCUUCCUCAUGCGGGGGAGGGCCUCGAUUCAUGGCUUCUUCAUCGACUCCAGCCUGGUACUGCCUCCUCAGCUUGCACCCCAACCUCGCUCCAACCAGUACUCGGCGGCCGUGCUCGUCUUCAAGAUGUCCGGCCCCUCCCAGCCCACCUUCAAGUCACAGUCCCUUGUGUCGCAGUAUGUGACUGUCUCACGAGCAGGCAGCGACUCAGUGGUCAAGCUGGUGGUCCACCCGACGCCAAUGAUUGUGAGCACCUACAUGCGAGAGGGGCUGGGGCUGUGGGCGUCUGAUUCAGCGGCGUCGGAGCGAUGCCGUGUCUUACUCAUGGGCGAAAGGGGGGUGGACGUGGUAUCGAUGCUUGUCGAUGAGAUAGAGGUGCUGCGCCUGCAGGCGGGCGUAGUGAACGGGGCGGCCGGCUGAUCUGGUCGUGAUGCAUAUGCAUCUGCCCAUGCGAAGAAGGGGGCCGGCCGCUGGCCUGACCACUGUGAUGUUGUUGCCUUGUAUCUAUCGGAUUGUUUUUCGCGCGUGAAUCAGGAGGGAAGUAGGCCACACAUCCCCAUUGUGAGUCAAUG
Vitrella brassicaformis is the source of this 1560-nucleotide messenger RNA. Lineage: Eukaryota; Vitrellaceae. The record is from the annotation of a GenBank genome assembly.